UCGUGGCUAGCUACUGGCUAGGAAGCAGGACAGACACAAAUCCCCUUGAAUUGAUCAUCGUUGGCUCGACUCGGAGUGCUCCUGCUCCAUCCACUGACCCUGACUAGUACUAAGUCACCCCUCAGCCCUCAUACCCGCUGGACCCAUGGUUAGCGGGGGGAUGGCUGCUCCUGCAUGGUCGUCCACGGGUCGUCUCGGGACGACGUCGCCCACACCCUCGUCCGACUCGUCCACGUCGGGUGACUCGGAUGGGAUGGUCACACCCCCCUGGGUUGGGGGUUGUCCCGAAAGGGAGGCUGCGCCCUGCGCCCUAGAGUGCCAGCUCUUGGGCGGAGACGAUCACCCAUUGUGGCUGCGACCCCACUCGUUGGAUCUGGACGAUUUCACGCGGUUUCUCCGGGCCGCCCGCUCGCCGGGCGGUCUGAACGCCGAUCUCGACUUGGCCCAGCAUUACCCACGGGUGGCCCACUGGUUUCAGGGCCUGCGUUCGGCCUCGGAGGCCCAAGCCACGGCCGUACUGGAACAUCUUGUGAAAUUGCUGGGUCAAGCUCCGGGACCCGAGGCAGCGCUGGACGCCACUUGGGCCGCCGUGAUGGCGGCUACUUGCGUCGACGUGGAUCCGCCCCAGCAUUCGCCGGAUGUGACGCCCUUCCCCGCGGGUUGGACCUUCAUUCCGCGCUCGAAUCGUUGGGAUUUUGACCGCAUCUUGUUGUAUGCCUUCCGGCGGUUGGCCAAAGUGCCCGGGUUUCAACCCGAUCUCGAGCUCAAGCCCGGACUCAGCUGUUUGUCCUGGUUGCAAAGCCUGGUGCGCCAUUUGCUCGUCCAGCACGAUCCCCUGCCUCAAACGGCGGAUUUGGCCGAAUUUUUCGGCGUGCUCACCCGCAUUCACCCGCAAGCCUUGGAGCCUAAUAGCGGGGCUCUGGGUGCCUGGUUCAUCUAUAACAACGAAGGCCUCGACGCCCAUGGCCUGAUCCGCGAUAUCUUAAACGCGGCCCGUCAAACCCGACAAGUCCCCAAAUUUGUGUCCAAGUUGAUCAUUGCCAUGCUAGAACAUCGGGCCAUUCUCAAGUUCCCGGCCAGCCAGCCUCUCGUCUUGGACGAAUUGAACGCCGUCAUCCCGAAAUUGCCGUUUGGCCAGAUCUUGGACAUCGGGCGCACUUUCAACUAUCACUACGAACACGACAUGCCCGCUUUGGCCGCGCCGGAGGAACCCGUUCAUCAGGCCUUAGAUGACUUGAUGGCCUCGUUCUUCAAGCACAUACCGGUCCUGGAUCAUCAAGUGCCUCGUCCCGUUUUGGACAAGGUGGUAAAAAUGGUCCAUCACACGGCCAAGGUCAUGGCCGAUUUCUCACUUCGAUGCGAUCAUGGACUCUAUCGCACUCCGUUAGCCGUCGUGUCGUUGGCCGUGCACUUGGCCCAUUAUCGAGAAAUCCCAUUUCCGAGCUUGAUCACCGCCCAGAACGCUGAAUACGUGGAAUCACGUUUUUCCCACCAAUAUCCUUUCCUCGCUCAGCAGAUGUAUAGUCUCGUGCCAGGGACGAAACCUCGCAUGGGGCCCAAAUCUUGGCCAUUUCCUGCCGUCAUGCUAUCCUCGCUCAAGAGUCUCCCACCAGGUUAUCAGUUCUCUCAUAUAGUCAACAGUAUCCGGAGCUACUUGAGUAUGGAGCAUCUGCCAAAUUUCCAUGGGGUGUUUGCCGAGGAUGCCCGUCUUCAGAGUGCCUUGCUCAUGGCUAUUAUUAUCGAUAUGGCCGACAAACUGGACGUGGACGAGACUUGCUCCAAUGUGCUCCGGCCAUUGGUGCGGGGCAAUUUUCGAUUGCUGCUCGACUUUGAGGAUCCCAAUCACCCCGAGCUAUUGAAAGCCAUUAGCAAAAGCUUUGGAUUUUUGGCCCAGUCCUUGUUUGCGGAUGUGUCCAAUCCCAAUCUGGAUUACCACUACUUCAAAGUACCCCUGACGGUCAUGAAAGAGCUUGAUCUGAGAAACCUCCACCCGACGAUGAAAUCGCUCGCAUUCAUCGUGAAUUAUCUUCUGGCCGCCACGUCUUGCUAUCAUGAAGCCACGAUCUCAACCAUCGUGAACCUGAGGCUGAUUUGCGACGUGUUUACCACCCCGUUCGAUGGUUUCAACCAGGCUGAUGGGUUUGCGCUAUUGUGGGAGUGUAGCAAAUUCAAAAUGCUUGGCCUAGAGUUAGAAACUCCGAUUUGGGAUAACUUUGCCAGAAUUGUGAAGCUCUACAUAAGUCGAAUUCACUUGUACGCGGUCAAGUUUCCGGGGACUUUGGGACUCAUCAAGAAAUGUUGGGCAUCGGUUCAUUCCGAGGGAGACUAUCGCCAACAUCGUGUGUUUGCCAUUUUCAUGGACGAAAUCGCCAAACCCAUUCUUCAUGGGGACGCCACUCAUCCGGAAAAGGUUGGAAUUUGCCGGGAUCUGUUUGAGGAAGGCAAAGACAAACUUUUUGAGCUCUUGAAGGUGGCCUUGAAAGAGCGACAGAACACCCUGCUUCUGCAGAUUGCCUCCACUCUAUUGGGGGUUCAUGCUAAACUGAAUGACACCUCUAUUCAUCGCCAGGACAAAUCAAAGAUAUUGAAUAUCAUCCUGAGGUGGUCAUUAGCGGACCAGCAGACGCCAAUGCCCACCCGAUUGUUGACCACCUUGUUCAAGAAUCUGACAUUCUAUCGAGAUAUCUUUCCUUCACAGCUAGACAAAAACGUGUUUCGAAAGUUGGCACUGAUGCAAGUAAAUGUUUGGAGUGAAGGUUUUUGCGUGUGCAAGAAAGAAGCCUUCCCACACUUUGCCGAAAUCGCGCAGUGCUAUUUCGAAAACGUCCCCGCUGAGGAUUGCAUCCUGAAAGAUUUGACCAGUAACGCUUCAUGUUGUUAUACCAUGAAGUUCUGGCGUUGUUUCUUGCGGGCUCGGAAAAGCAAGGGAGUCACCGAUUUAGGCAGGCCCAUUCUCGAAGACCAUCUCCUCAACCUGUACAAAAAAGCUCUGGCAUGGAGUCCGCAGAGAGAGGUCAUCCAACAUCUGGUCUUUCUGUAUGAAGAUAUCUCGAAAGCAGACGAGCCAAUGGUCGGGAGCCAUUUAGAGGCUAACUUUCUUCACCUUGUGGGCAAUUCACACUACACUGAGAAAUUUAGUUCCUAUUGGUUGGAGAUCAACCAGGUACUUUCGAAUUUUGUACAGCGUCGCUAUUUUCGAGUGGUUCAGCCCCGGAUUCCUAUGUUUAUGGUAGCCAUUGAUAAUCUUAUCAAAGGGGUCCGUAUUCAAAACGGACGCGAGGAUAAGAGUCUAGGAGAUGCGGAAACAAAUACCGCUUACAGAGCUUGCGAAUUGGAUAGGACCCUAAGUCUUCUGAGGAAUCACAAGGACGACUUGACACGCGUGGUCGUGCAUCUUAUGCCGAGUCUCCUGAACACACUAAGCCAAGUGAUCUCGCACGUGCCGACUAAAAAGGCCUUGAACUUGGCCAUCUACCAUGUCUUGGAUUUAUGUGACGAACAUUCGGUCAAUUUCCUCAUGGGUAAUUUGGGGCCAGAUUUGAUUGAAUUGGGGCGGCAAGUGGUCCAAGACCACAAGACGUUUCAUCGUUACAAAGGCACCGUUUAAUACAAUUUUUGCUACCUUAUCGAUUGGAAUUGCCGUGAUCAUUAUUCGUUGUACCAAUCUAGAAAUAGAAGCGAGAACGACAUCACUAAC
Molecule: messenger RNA, 3697 nt
Organism: Tigriopus californicus
Lineage: Eukaryota; Metazoa; Arthropoda; Copepoda; Harpacticoida; Harpacticidae
Exons: 4
Coding region: 146-3607 (1153 amino acids)
Source: RefSeq, a predicted model, not a curated record